This is a messenger RNA of Symbiodinium necroappetens, 1424 nucleotides long. NCBI's taxonomy places the organism in Eukaryota, Dinophyceae, Suessiales, Symbiodiniaceae. The record is from the annotation of a GenBank genome assembly.
AUGCUGGGACACUUCACUAUGUGCGAGGAUGAGGAGGGUUUCCUUAUUCAACCAAAGGAGUUAACGCAGUUCGAACGGGAGACUCUGAUCACCGACCUCACGGGAUGUGUGGAGGUUGGGAUGCAAGCCUCUGUGACACUGGGGGAAACCAUGAGGAACAGCCACAACAUCAACCACCAGUAUUUGGACAGCCGAGCUUACAACCUGGCUAUGAAUGGUGGGAUGAAGUUCGUGGACAAGAAGAUGCCAAGCAACAACGCCGGCGGUUACAACGAACAAGCCGAGCGUGGAGGACAUUGGAUACUUAUGUGUCCCCGGGCAUCGACCAUCUGGCACAACAGCGUCUUCAAGACCUUCUACCUCGACUACCUGAACAAACAGGGAUUAUGUCAACGCAAUGUUUGGGGUGACUGGUUGGCCGCCCCUACUGAAAACAAACAUGUGAAGGCCACACCGUGCCGUCUGCUGACAUCGUCGGAGCAGCUUGGAUCUGAAAUAGACAGUCGGCAGAAGCGGGGUGAUAAUCGCGCCAUCCCCGAACCGCUCCUGCGAUGCUGUGUUGCAGACUGCAUAAAAAUGCCUUCCGAUGACCUCUUCGGCCUGCGGGAUGAGCCGCUGCUGGCAGAGGAGCUGACUCCUGAGGACCGAAAGCGCGCCGAGAAGAUGGUGCGCCGAGGUGUACAUCCGGAGGUGAUCAAGAUUGCCCUCAGCCACCAAUGCCCUGAUUGUCUUGAAACCCGGCUGGCCGAUCCAUCUCCUGCGGUGAGUCUGCAACAGACGGAUGUUCCAUGGAAAGUGAUUGUGCUUGAUAACGCUGAGUUUCGAGUAGGGGAUCAAGUUGUUCACUUCAUGCUGAUCAUUGAUGAGGCGACCCACUGUGCAGCUUCCUCUGAGUUGUUCCGGCGACAUAUAGAUGAAGGCAGGAACGCCACCGCAGAAGAAGCCUUGAAAGCGAUAGAGCAAACGUGGGUGCAAAGCUUUGGAUAUCCCGAUCGUAUCCGAUUGGAUCCCGAAGGCUGCUUUCGAUCGAGGUUGCUUGAAGAUUGGGCAGCUCAGCGGGGAAUUGAGAUCAUGCCGAACCCCGGUGAAGCUCAUCACCAAACUGGGCAGGUGGAGUCCCUGAUCGGCAAGAUCAACUCGGAUGCUACGACAUUGCUUCAUGGUGAGGAGAUGGACCCCUACAGAGCAAUCCUGAAUGUCGUUGCUGCCCACAACACCGUACAUCGAAAGCAAGGAUUCUCCCCUUGCCAGUGGGCCUUCGGGCGGGAUUUCACGAUAGAUGGUCGCUUGUUUGAGUCGGAACAAGGACUACCUGUUCUCCAAGGACAACUUGAUCCGCGGCAUGCCAUCGGAAAGUCCUUGAACUUGAGAGUGAUGGCCGAAGAAGUGUACAAGAAAUCCCAGGCAAGUCAGCAGCUGAGCAG